UGCUGGCAUUUUAAACUAACUUUUCUUGUCUCGCACACGCACGCAUCAGCUCGUCGGAGAUCUCAUUCAGAUUUAUUUUGGGAUUGAAGCAUGUCGUCCGAUCAGGACUUCUGUUUUCUCUGCAAGGAGGAUCUUAGAGACCCUGUUUCCAUCCCAUGCGGUCACAUAUUCUGCGCCGUCUGUAUCAAGACCUACUGGGAUCACGCGGACCACACCGGACAAUACCUGUGUCCUCAGUGUAGGGUGACCUACAACAAGAGGCCAAAUCCACGCCGGCUUCAGUCCUCUCGCCAAUCCACUUCAACCCUAAGAAACUCAAGAAGCCUCCAACAAGAAAAUGACUUUCCACCGGCACCUCCAGCUCCUGACUACAACUACGCAGGACCCCAAGAUGUGGGAUGCGAUAUCUGUAUUGGUAGGAAGCUCAAAGCGGUCAAGUCUUGCCUGAUGUGUCUGGCUUCCUACUGCGAAAAGCACUUGAAGCCUCAUUUUGAAUCAGCCACCUUUAAGCGUCACAAGCUUGUGGAUGAGAUCGGACACCUGGACCGUCAGAUCUGCCCACAGCACCAGAAAGGUCUAGAGCUUUACUGUAAGACAGAUCAGAUGUGUAUCUGUGUGCUGUGUACGGUGAAGGAGCACAAGGGGCAUGACAUGGUGUCAGCCGAACAGGAAAGAUCAGAAAUGCAGCAACGGUUGGGCGCCACCCAGGCAGAAAUUCAGGAGAAGAUCCACGACCGAGUGAAACAAAUGGAGGAGUUAAAGCAGGCCGUGGAUUCACUUAAGAGCUCAGCACAACGGGCCUUACAGGAAAGUGAAAAGCUAUUUGGUGACAUGCUUCGUUCCAUUGAAAGAAUGCAACAGGAAAUGACCAAACUUAUCUCGAGCAAUAAGAAGGCAGCACUUAACACCGCAGAGGGUCACAUGGAGCGUCUGGGGCAAGAAAUUACUGACCUGAAAAGGAGAGACAACGAGCUGACACAGCUCUCUCGCACCGAGGACCACAUCCACUUCAUCCAGAGUUACCACAUGCUGCUCGCCCAGACUGAUGCUGAAGAGCUUCCUUCUGUUUCUGUUAACCCGUACUUUUCCUUUGGUCCUGUCACCAAGACCGUUUCAGAGAUGAAACAACAUCUAAAUGAGUUCAGCAAUGAGGAGCUGGUCAAGGUGGCAAAGACAGUGAACAAAAUGCCAUUCUGUCAGCUUGAGGACCUCAAGAAGAAAAAGACUAUGAAGUCUGAUGAUGUUGACAUGAUGUACAAGAGUCCCAGUACAUCAAGAGAGCCUCGGACAAGUACAACAAGAGAGCCUCGGACAAGGGAUGAGUUUCUCCAGUAUGCCUGCCAGCUAACUCUGGACCCAAACACAGCAUACAGACAACUCUAUAUUUCCCGUGGCAACAAAAAAGCAGCCCUUAAGAGAGAACCUCAGUCAUACAACGACAGCACCCAGAGAUUUGACUGCUUGCCCCAGGUCCUGUGCCAAGAGGCUCUCUCGGGAGGUGUCUACUACUGGGAGGUGGAGUGGAGCGGAGAGGGCGCUUCCAUCGGUGUCACCUAUAAAGGCAUCAAGAGGACAGGUUAUGGAGACUCGGCUCGUAUCGGGUACAACCGCAAGUCCUGGAGUCUCUUCUGCUCUGACUCCAGCUAUACUGCCCGACACAACAAAGAUCAGAUUGACGUUAAGGCACCCUACUCGUCCCGUAUCGGGGUGUUUCUAGACUUUGCAGGAGGCACUCUUGCCUUUUACAAUGUGUCUGAGUCCAUGUCACUUAUUCAUCAGUUUAAAGCCUCUUUUAGUGAGCCGGUCUAUCCUGGAUUUUGGGUGUGGUAUGAGUCUGCUAUAUCUCUUUGUCAGUUGUAGAUAGUAAAACUGGAAAGGGGGUUUAGGGGCAUUUCCAGAUGUUUUAUGGUUAUUAUCAGUUUUUAUUAAAUUAUAUUUCUUGUGCAGCUAAUUAUGGUCAUUUUUGUUUAUUAUAUUUCAAUGACUUGAUAAAUAGGCUAUAUAUGCAUAUGUGAAUUCAUGUUAUUUUUUAUAUCUAUCUGUGUGAUUUUCAAUGAGUAUGAAGGAAACUCAGAAAAACUAAUUCAAUGUAUAUUUUUAAGAUUUUGCCACAAAAUGUAUACAUUACUGGGAAUAAAAUAAAGAGUUGAUUUGAAA
Misgurnus anguillicaudatus (oriental weatherfish) is the source of this 2157-nucleotide messenger RNA. It is a transcript of the gene ftr83, whose product is annotated as finTRIM family, member 83. Lineage: Eukaryota; Metazoa; Chordata; Actinopteri; Cypriniformes; Cobitidae. Gene Ontology annotation, molecular function: protein binding; zinc ion binding. The record is from RefSeq and is a predicted model, not a curated record.